Messenger RNA from Staurois parvus, 310 nucleotides. The record is from the annotation of a GenBank genome assembly. NCBI's taxonomy places the organism in Eukaryota, Metazoa, Chordata, Amphibia, Anura, Ranidae.
AUAUAGUGAAUGCAGGGUCCGGGGAGACCGAUAUAGUGAAUGCAGGGUCCUGGGAGACCGGAUAUAGUGAAUGCGGGGUCCAGGGAGACCAGAUACAGUGAAUGCAGGGUCCGGGGGAGACCAGAUAUAGUGAAUGCAGGGUCCGGGGAGACCAGAUAUAGUGAAUGCAGGGUCCGGGGAGACCGGAUAUAGUGAAUGCAGGGGUCCGGGGAGACCGGAUAUAGUGAAUGCAGGGUCCGGGGAGAGCAGAUAUAGUGAAUGCAGGGUCCGGGGAGACCGGAUAUAGUGAAUGCAGGGUCCGGGGAGACCG